ACAAGAGAGAAAAUCCUCGCAAAAAGGAAAAGAGUAAGAAAGGAAGAAAAAGAAAAGAAAAACACAAGGCGGACAGCCGGAGGAAGUUUGAGGGGCCCACCGUGCAGCGAGCCGUACGCCAGAAGGGUCCAACCUCCGGGACUCGCGGAAAGCUAAAGAGGUGGCCCCACCCGCGGAAACCAACAGACGGCAGGCAGCCGCCCGAUCAUCAUCCAGCGCCUCACUUGCUCCAUCGCAUCCCACGGCGCAUCUCCGGCGAGCCGGAAAGUCAUUUUCGAAUCGGAUAAGGACCCCACUGGCCGCAGCCACCGUGACACGCCGGCGCCGCCUCCUCCGCCACGAACAAGCAGCAGGCGGCCAGGCGCCAAAAAAUAAACCCCUCUUCCUUCCUCUGCCCCUCGUCGUCUCUGCCGUCUCGUCUCCGCCGUUUGUAUUGGACUUCUCGCCUCGCCUAACCGGAGACGUCACCGGGAAGUACCAAACUGCUCCUCCCGCCGGCCUGUCCACCCUCUAUAAAUACCGGGACGACGCCUUCCUCUAGAAGAUUCUGCCGCCACCGCCAAGGAUUCCCCAGCCCACCCAUUUCGCCGUCGCCAUCGGACUCUCUCUCUCUCUCUCUCUCGCCGCCGCUGCCCCCUCCGUUCCUAGACCCUAGCCAGUGGACGUCGCUAUGGACGCUCCGUAGCGGCAGCUCGGCGCCGCGGGAGAUGGAUGAGGAUGACCUGGAGGAGGGCGUGGGCGAGAGCUCGUGGCCGCACGGGGCCGCCGCCGCCGCCCGAGAACGAUCGGGCGGCGGCGGGCACGGGUUCACCGACGUCUGGAAGGAGAUCUACAACCGCCUCAAGGAGAUUGGUAACGAGGAGGCCAUCUCCGACCCGACCUUCCCCGAACAUCUCGAACGUCACUUCGAGCGGCUGCCGGCGAGCUAUUCCAUCGAUGUAGACGUCAACAAGGCGGAGGACGUGCUGCUGCACCGGAGGAUUCUCGAUGAGUGCGCCGACCCUGGCAAGCGACCGGUCUUCCAUGUCCGUUUCUUGAGGUGCAUCCAGGGUUCGGCGGAUUCACAAGACAAGCCACAAGGCUCGUCUCCGAGGGAAAACAGUAAUGGCGGGGGCUCUCCCAAAUUGAGAGCUGGUGAAUUCAGAGGAUUUGAGCCAUACCAAAGGAUGAUGGAAGACCUGAGUUUAGAGAGAAGAAAAGGUGUGGAUGACUCUGAGGCCAGUUCUGCAAGGAGAGAUGGAGAAAUCCUCCGUCUUCAUGAAGUUAUUUUUUCUACCAUCGACAAGCCAAAGCUCCUUAGUCAGCUAUCCGCAUUGCUGUCUGAACUUGGAUUGAAUAUUCGUGAAGCCCAUGUUUUCUCAACAACAGAUGGCUUUUGUUUGGACGUCUUUGUUGUUGAUGGCUGGGAUACAGAGGAGACAGAUGGUUUGUUACAAAGUCUUAAGGAGACAGCAGCACGUAAUCAUGCUUCCUUGUCUAAUCCAACGAACUCUGCAGCUUCGGAGAGAAUCCUUGAGCUGCAAGAGAAGAUUGGAGAUUCGGAUUUCGACAGGAGUUUAUUGCAAAUUAAGGAGAAGAUUGCAUCUGGGUCUUCAGGCGACUUAUAUCAAGGAACUUAUCAUGGUGUGGAUGUUGCAAUAAAGUUCCUUAGAACCGAGCAUGUUAAAGAUUCUUCAAAAGUAGAGUUUUUGCAAGAAAUAAUGAUACUAAGGAGUGUUAAUCAUGAACAUGUUGUUCGAUUUUACGGAGCAUGCACAAAACAGAGAAAAUAUCUCAUUGUAACAGAAUAUAUGCCUGGAGGUAAUCUUUAUGACUUUCUUCACAAGCAAAACAACACAUUGGUGCUCCCUGUGAUUCUUAGGAUUGCUAUUGGUAUCUCAAAGGGGAUGGAUUAUUUGCACCAGAAUAACAUCAUCCAUAGAGACUUGAAGACUGCCAAUUUGCUAAUUGGUUCUGAUCAAAUUGCAGAUUUUGGUGUCUCGAGGCACCCAGCUCAAGAGGGAGAGAUGACAGCUGAAACUGGUACCUAUAGGUGGAUGGCACCUGAGGUAAUAAACCAUAGUCCUUAUAAUCAUAAGGCAGAUGUCUUCAGCUUUGCUAUUGUUCUAUGGGAAUUGGCCACUUCAAAGAUCCCAUAUGAAGAUCUGACACCACUGCAAGCUGCAUUAGGAGUAAGGCAGGGAAUGCGCUUGGAGAUCCCCUCUUGGGUGCAUCCGAGAUUGUCUAAAUUGAUUCAGCAGUGUUGGGAUGCAAAUCCUCACUUGCGACCCUCUUUCUCGGAGAUUACCAUAGAACUGGAACAUAUCUUACGGCAUGUUCAGGCCUCCAAUGGAGCUCAUCGACACUCAAAAGCAAAGAUACAAAAGAAAUCACAGCGAUAGACUUCCAAGGUUCCUUAUAACGUUUGUCAAACAGCUUAGAGCUUUUCAUCCAGAUUAUGAGGCUACGGUUGGUUGCUAGGAUGCUACUGUAGAAUGUUGUGUGUGUGGGGGGGGGGGGGUGCGGGGUGCGCUUGCAUGUAUGUAGACAUGCCCCAAUUGGUAUGUAUUAAGUGUUUAUCCUAAAAUAGUACUUACCGGGAGAAUUGUGCUCGUUACAAUGCAAAUAGGGCAACCAAAGACAUUACGACAUGUUUGUACAAGAUGGCUUGCAAGCAGUAUAAAUUGAAUAAAGUGCUAUAGUUUUUGUGUUUUUCA
Phragmites australis (common reed) is the source of this 2696-nucleotide messenger RNA. RefSeq names its product serine/threonine-protein kinase STY8-like. Gene Ontology annotation, molecular function: ATP binding; protein kinase activity. The transcript has 16 exons. Lineage: Eukaryota; Viridiplantae; Streptophyta; Magnoliopsida; Poales; Poaceae. Gene Ontology annotation, biological process: protein phosphorylation. The record is from RefSeq and is a predicted model, not a curated record. The coding region runs from base 708 to 2381 and encodes 557 amino acids.